Messenger RNA from Porites evermanni, 549 nucleotides. The record is from the annotation of a GenBank genome assembly. Lineage: Eukaryota; Metazoa; Cnidaria; Anthozoa; Scleractinia; Poritidae.
GUUCGCUUGGGUGACCUGGGCCUGGGAAACUCGUCCCUUGGAGAAAGGCGCGAAUAUGCUUCGUCUGUCAAAGUAACAAAGCCUCUUGUUGAACAAAUUGUAUCUCAGUCACAUCAGUUACGUGAAGAUUCCCUCACAAAACUAGCACAACAGGAACUAAUAAGUGAAAGAUCAAAGGAACUUGAAGACAGGGCAGAGCGUAUUAAGGAGAGGGCACUAAGAAAGACUCAGCGAGCAUUAGAUCUGGCGACAAAAAAGGGAUCAUCAGCAUGGCUUACAGUGCUUCCCUUCCAGGAUUUGGGCUUUAACCUGAAUAAGAGGGAAUUCCGUGAUGCUGUUAAACUACGCUACGACUGCCAGUGGAAGAUAUCCCCUCCAUGCACAUGUGCUUGUGCGGAGGCCUUUACCGUUGAUCACUCUAUCAUUUGCAAACUAGGAGGUUUUAUUACUCAACGCCACAACGAGCUAAGAGAUCUCGAAGCUGACUUUCUGAGUAUGGUGUGUAACGAUGUGGAGAUCAAGCCAGUACUUCAAGACAUCUCCGGCGAA